Acanthopagrus latus (yellowfin seabream) is the source of this 4482-nucleotide messenger RNA. Its product is annotated as RAC-beta serine/threonine-protein kinase-like. Lineage: Eukaryota; Metazoa; Chordata; Actinopteri; Spariformes; Sparidae. Gene Ontology annotation, biological process: protein phosphorylation. The transcript is spliced from 14 exons. The record is from RefSeq and is a predicted model, not a curated record. Gene Ontology annotation, molecular function: protein serine/threonine kinase activity; ATP binding. Bases 853 to 2295 code for a protein of 480 amino acids.
UUAAAUAAUUGUAAAGUGGGUGUUUAUUAAAAUACAUUUAAUUUUAAAAAUGUAAUAGAAUUUACAAACAUUUGAUUGUCACCGCCUGUUCUCAAACUGACGUACGUUCGGGUCUAGACACUGACAAAGUGAAGCAACGCAAUCGCACACGUCACGAAACAACUCUCGGUAUUUGCGUGCAAUUACACUCAAUGGCUGCUCUCAAUUCAGCGAUUGUUGCAGGUCUCAUAGUGUGGACUUUGUUGGUAUCCCCUUGCUGAUGAUAAAACUCAUCAUCUUCAAAGUCUUCGCUAAUACUUGGCAUGACGGACUGUUGCAGCAAUUGAGUUAUCAGCUGCUUAAGUGUGUAUACAUUUUUUUGGGACACCCUGUAUACAUACAUACGUCCACACACACAUACAUAUAUGCACACACAUAUAUACAUAUACAUACAUACAUACAUACAUACAUACGCUCACGUAUAUUCUCGACUGCUUCAUACCAAUUUAAAAAAAGAGUGCCUUGUCAUAAAUGAAAGAUGGCCCUACAGUGUCACCAUACACAGUCACAUAGUUUUGAGAAGAACUUGCGCCGUCUUGUCUGCAGAAGGCGGUGUGAGUUCAGCCAUCAGUGAACACCUACCUAAUACCCAGAAGAAGAGAGUCCAUGGUGUUUUCCUGGGUGGAUGGCCUGCACUGGAUCUAGCCUGUCAAAACUGCAGUGAAACGAGAGCAACGUGGGAUAAAGUCAGAAUAAUCAGGGGCUGUUCAGAUCUAGAUAACUGUGACUGACACUCGAAGGUCUUGGAGAGAAGUCCACAGUUCCCCUGCCUGACCUCUUGUCUCUGACCCUCUCUGGAACACAUCUCUUACCAUGAAUGAAGUUAAUAUAGUCAGAGAAGGCUGGCUGCAUAAAAGAGGUGAAUAUAUCAAAACAUGGAGGCCCAGGUAUUUCAUCCUGAAGAGUGACGGUUCCUUCAUUGGUUAUAAGGAGAAGCCUGAUCUAAAUGACCAGACUUUACCACCACUCAACAAUUUCUCAGUGGCAGAAUGCCAGUUAAUGAAGACUGAAAGACCCCGGCCAAACACAUUUGUCAUACGAUGCCUACAGUGGACCACUGUCAUUGAACGUACUUUUCAUGUGGACAGCAAUGAAGAGAGAGAGGAGUGGAUGUGGGCAAUCCAGUCUGUGGCAAAUAGUCUGAAGAUGCGGGAACAGGAGGAGGAAGAACCAAUGGAUGUGUUUGGCUCACCCAGCCAAAGUAGCUUGGAGGAGAUGGAAGUGGCUAUGUCUAAGAGUGGCACCAAAGUGACAAUGAGUGACUUUGAGUACCUGAAGCUGCUUGGGAAGGGGACGUUUGGGAAGGUUAUUCUGGUUAAAGAGAAAUCCAUGGGAGUACAUUAUGCUAUGAAGAUACUGCGUAAAGAGGUCAUUAUAGCCAAGGAUGAGGUGGCCCACACAGUAACAGAGAGCAGAGUCUUACAAAACACACGACACCCCUUCCUCACGACACUGAAAUAUGCCUUCCAAACCCACGAUCGACUCUGUUUUGUCAUGGAAUACGCCAAUGGAGGAGAGCUUUUCUUCCACCUGUCACGCGAACGAGUGUUCACAGAAGACCGGGCACGCUUCUACGGUGCAGAGAUUGUGUCAGCACUUGAGUACCUCCAUUCACGUGAUGUUGUUUACCGUGAUCUGAAGCUGGAGAAUCUGAUGCUGGACAAAGACGGUCACAUCAAAAUCACUGAUUUUGGUCUUUGUAAGGAGGGCAUUACCCCUGAUGCUACCAUGAAAACCUUCUGUGGAACUCCUGAAUAUCUGGCACCUGAGGUCCUAGAAGAUAAUGACUACGGCAGGGCAGUGGACUGGUGGGGUCUGGGUGUCGUCAUGUAUGAGAUGAUGUGUGGCCGUCUGCCUUUCUACAACCAAGACCAUGAGCGUUUGUUUGAACUCAUCCUCAUGGAGGAGAUCCGUUUCCCCAGGAACCUGUCACCCGAAGCCAAGUCCCUGCUGGCUGGUCUUCUCAAGAAGGACCCCAAACAGAGGUUAGGUGGAGGUCCCGAUGAUGCCAAAGAAGUAAUGAGUCACAAAUUUUUCAUCACCAUUAACUGGCAGGAUGUGGUACAGAAGAAGCUCACCCCACUCUUCAGACCACAAGUGACAUCAGAGACAGACACCCGGUACUUUGAUGAGGAGUUCACAGCGCAGACCAUCACACUCACUCCUCCAGACAAGUAUAACAGUCUCGACUGCGAGGACCCCAGCCAGCAAGCACAUUUCCCACAAUUUUCUUACUCUGCUAGCAUAAGAGAGUGAUAGCAUCUUUACAUACACACGAAGCAUGAACACCCUGACCACACUGACCAUCCCUUCACUGUAAAUUGACCAGAACCUCCAACCUUUCAUGAGGUUUUGGUCCUUUCAGGAUCUAAGUGCCUUAGCUGGUGGCCGUACUGCUCUAUAGAAACCCUCUUCGUCCACACUACAGGCAAUGCCUGGCCACACUGGCCGUAUGUAUCAAACUGGAUUUCUGUACCUCACAAAGUUGUAAGAACAACUCAAAUCAAAAGUGUGGCGCCUUCAGGUGGCCUAAUAACUACUGCUGCUUUUUCAGACUCUAAACCACCAAUCAUUUUUAACUCUUUCUUUUUUUUGGUCUUACAAGAAGCCAUACAGUCCCUCCUGAUGUUUCCAAGUGCUCUUCCUCAGAACUAGCUGUUACCACUGGUAAUAGACAGGUUUGUAUGUGAGGGAGGCAGUGGGGCAGUUUGUUGGGUGUUUAUCUGUAAGGUGUGUGUGUGUGUGUAUAUUUUACUUUUUUUUUUUGGAAAAACAGGGCAUCAAAUCCUGUCAUAACUCUAUAUCAUCAGGUUAUUCGGAGUGCAUCUGUGAGAACAUGAAGAUUUGCGUGAGUCUUAAUAAAAUGCUUACUUGUGCAUCAGGAACAAGGUAUGAAUUGAAAACACAUGAUGAUCAAUGUGGCUCUAAGCUCUCUACAGCUUUGACAAAGAGAAAUGUGAGGGGUUAUAGAUAGAAGCUCUCCUUCAACUGUAUGCAAUGAAAAUUAAUCAUUUGUAUAUUGGUUUGCUCUCAUUACAGAAUAUGAUCUUUGCUGACAGAUCUGUCAAGUACGAAACAACAACUAAUGGGAAUUGGGAACACCUUUAUGCACAUUUUUGAUCUCUCUUGAUCAGUAAAAAAAAAACACACCAGCCAUGUGAUUUUAGAGGCUUAAUUAGCACCUAGUAAUUUAUAGCAGACAUAUUUUUCAUCCCAGAUGGACAUGUUCAUAAUGUAGCGAAAGCUUCCACAAUUGGUGUCAGUUUUUUUUCUUUUAUUUAAUUAAAAACAAUUUUAAACCUUACCAAAACAUGUGCAUUGCACUAAUUAUGAAAACAAAGAUACAGACGUUGGUUUUAAAAUUGCAGUUGGAUUCAUAAUCCUGCAUAAUCAAUGUUGCAUUAAAUGUUGUAUUCUGUUAAAUAAGAAAGACAAAUAGAAAUCCUCAAAAAGCUGUCAUUUUGGUAUUUGCACUGAAACUCAGGUGUUGUACUGGCAAUAAAUUUGGAGAAAGAACUUCUCAAAAUAGCACCAAACUGAAGUCAUUCUACUUUGUGAGAACAUAUUCAUAUUUGGAGAGUCAUUAUUUGCAUUGAGCGCUAAUUCUCCAUUAUUUCCUAUACACUCAUUUCAUAACAUAGCUUGGUAACUUACCUUUCAAAGUAUUGAUUCCUCAGAUCAUAACUCACGACUUAUACUUAGUAUAUUGGAGACUCUACAGGGUUGUGUUUUCUGCUAAUGGUUCUUUGCACAUUUUAAUGUUCUCCUUGCCAUUGUGUAUCUAUUAUCUUUUUGUCAAUCUUAAUGUUUUUAUAGUGUUUCAGUGCAUCCAAACAGCCUCUGCUGUUAAGGCUUAAAUAUGCCUCUAGAUUUCAAUCGACCAGGGAGCUGCUUAUAUCAUUAGCAUGGUCCAUUGUGAGAUUUUGUGUUCAAGUGCAAUUGUGAUUUGCAUGAUUGUCUUCAGUGUUAAUUUCAGUUCUCCCCAUCUAUGAUGUAAAUCACUGCACAAAAUUAAAUGGUAACCAUUAGGGUUGAACUGUUAACAAUUUACAAUACUGGGUGUUACAUUGUAUAUGGAAAUACAUCCAACAUUGUAUUGGUGCUACUCUGUUGAGUCACUGGUAUUAAAUAAAGAGCUAGUGCUGACAACCUGCUCAACUUCCAAUUGCUCACAGAUCCUUAUGCCACAUAUGCUGUUAUGAAAUAAUUUCCGUUAUUUUUAUAAUGUCUUGUUUCUUUCGAUUUACUUAUAAACGUUGCUUCCCUCACUCUCCCUGUACCCCGAACCUUCAUCACUGACUAUCUCAAAUUAAGAACAUUAAUUGUUUGAAAGAAAUGUGUGUUUUCAGUUACAUUAUUCUUAUCAAACAAUUCAUGUGUAUUUGGCUGUGAAACUUGUUAAAAAAGACAUGAUCAAAUACACAUUUUUAACGGUUAAUACAU